AUGGAAACUACCAGUAUCAGCUCGGGUCCGACAUCAGAGCGCUCGCCUCAAUCGACACAUCACUUUGAUGAUGUGGCUUCAGUAACAACGGGGUUGUCAAGUGGUAGUAGCGAACAAGCUCAUCUUGAAGAGUCCAAUGCUGAAGGUGACGAACCAUUUGGCGAUCACAGUGCAUCUAUUCCAGCAUCAUACAACUUCAAUCAUUCUGACCUUGUCAAGAAGCUUUUUGCUACGCCGCGUCAUCGCGCUCACCGCCGCUCAAGGUUCACGCGUCGAUCCUUACUUCAUCGUCAAUUUUCCCUAGGCAGAGGCAACCCAUCUAUGGUCUGGUGCAGCGACAAAGGAUGCGACGACGAAUGGCUUCUCUUCACGAAUCCUCAGAUAUAUCUUCAGGACUGCGACAAGAGCCAGGAAGGACUGUCUUUAGAUACGUACUUGGAGGACUUCGCCGAGUUAAUGGUCUCGAAGCUCUUUGCCAUCCAGGACGCCAGAGCUAGCAAGCACAAGACCCGAUAUAUGUUAUCCUUUAUCGACUCUCCUGCUGUACGAUCUACUUUCUGCCGAUUCAUCAUCCACCAUGACUAUUUGAAAGUUGAUCGCUCCGAUGAAGAGUUUCAGAAGUCUCUCGUGGCGGCUCAGCCAAUCUUUGAAGAUCUCAUGUUUGGGUAUAAAACAUCGGCCAGGAUUCACAAGGUUCACAGUUAUAUCUCGCUUGAUCUCAAGAAUCCUAGAGAUAUGAGCCCUCAGAAGCUCAUCGUGCGCUUCCUUAUUUCCUGCGAGAUUUGGAGACAGCAAAAGACACCUCGGUCUGAAAGUUGGAAGAUUGGCUCUGCCAGAGGAGUGUCCCAGUUCCUCGCCGCUAUGUUAUUCAACUACAGGCUCAUGUGGAAGCAACGCUGUUUUAGCAUAGACUACAUCAAGACAAACGACAUUUGGAAUCAGGUCUGGGAGCAGUGGCUACAAAAUUAUCCUCUCCAAGACCCUGAUGAACUUGUCGAUGGCGACUUCUUCCAGCAACGGAACCAACUUAAAAAGACAGAAGAAGAGGUUCUCGAUGAACUCGGAUAUCUUGGAGGUGUUGGGCAAAGUAAUGAGACCUACAACCCUGUCAAGUGGCGCUUGGGAAAGGGGGAUUUCGAGCUCAUGAAGUAA
Messenger RNA from Fusarium sp. VM40, 1152 nucleotides. The record is from the annotation of a GenBank genome assembly. Lineage: Eukaryota; Fungi; Ascomycota; Sordariomycetes; Hypocreales; Nectriaceae.